Messenger RNA from Pygocentrus nattereri (red-bellied piranha), 1948 nucleotides. RefSeq names its product N-acetylglucosamine kinase (gene nagk). Lineage: Eukaryota; Metazoa; Chordata; Actinopteri; Characiformes; Serrasalmidae. The coding region runs from base 410 to 1393 and encodes 327 amino acids. Gene Ontology annotation, molecular function: N-acetylglucosamine kinase activity. The record is from RefSeq and is a predicted model, not a curated record. The transcript has 13 exons.
GCUCUCCACAAUCUGAAAGAUCUCGUUCCCUUGCUUUGUCUCAAAGGUGAAGUUCCCUGGACCAGAUUCACAGCGCCGGCCAGCCUCAAAAGAGAACAUCACCUGCACAAGACAUCAGAAUGAGAGAGCUCUUUGAGGAAGUCAUAGGAGCCCUUAUGAAAAACAGAAGUGUUCAUGACCUCCAUUUCCCUAGAAACAUUCGGAUUCUGGAUGAGGAUUCAGAGAGAGAAAGAGAGAGAGAAACUGCUGCCUUUACUUUUCACAAAUACCAAGACAGCAAAAAAGAAAAAAAAGAAAUAACACGCCACAAACUUCAGGUCUUUUGCUGGAUGCACUGGCUACUCUACUGACCUCUGCAAAUGAGCACCACAGAGGUGACACUUGGCUGGGUGGGUCUCACUCCAAAGCAAUGCUGCUCUCUGCUACAGGGGACAUUCUUGCUGAGACAGAUGGACCUUGCACCAACCACUGGUUGGUUGGUGUUGAUAAGUGUAUUGAAGGUAUUUACGACAUGGUCCAGAAGGCAAAGAUCAGUGCAGGGCUGGAUCCAGACACACAGAUUCAUUCACUGGGCAUGUCACUGAGUGGUGGGGAACAGAAGGCUGCCAUUCAGAAACUGAUUGAUCAGAUGUCAGAAAGAUAUCCCAAACUAAGCCAAAGUUAUUACAUCACCACUGAUGCCAUUGGUGCCAUGGCAACAGCUACUGACCAUGGUGGCAUAGUGGUGAUAUCAGGCACUGGUUCUAACUGUAAGCUGGUGAACCCUGAUGGCACUCAGGUGGGCUGUGGGGGAUGGGGUCACAUGAUGGGGGAUGAAGGAUCAGCAUUUUGGAUCUCUCAUCUUGCUGUAAAAACUGUAUUUGAUGCUAAAGAUAACCUGGCCAAGCCUCCACAUGAUAUCACCUAUGUUAAAAAAGCCAUGGACGAGUACUUUCAGGUGUCAGAUCUGAUGGGCAUGCUUCCCCACCUGUACAGAAACUUCCAGAAAUCUCACUUUGCUGGGUUCUGUAGAAAACUUGCUGAAGGUGCCAAUGCAGGCGAUGCUCUCUGUCAGUAUGUGUUUAUUCAGGCUGGUAAAAUCCUAGCACAGCACAUUGUAGCAGUGCUGCCAAAAGCACACCAGGAGCUGUUCUCCGGUGAACUGGGCUUGCCAAUUCUGUGUGAAGGGUCUGUGUGGAAGAGCUGGGAACUGAUGAAGGAUGGUUUUACUCAGGUGCUUUCUCAGGCCCAAGCAGCUCACAGCCAUUUCCAAAAGUAUAGCCUUCUCACCCUGCGCCAUUCAUCUGCUCUGGGGGGUGCCAAGCUGGGGGCACAGAAUGUAGGGGCCAAUCUUCCUGUGGACUACUCCUCUACUGCCAAUGUGUUCUUCAGCCACUCUUUCACCAAGCAGUGACUGAUACAAAUGCAGACCAAUGAAGACUGAUGAAGCAAUCAGACUCUAUGUGGAAGUCACUGGGAGCAGUGCUUGUUGUUUCACAGUUCAGUAAAAUCUAAAACACCUUCCUUUUUUUUGGAUUUUUCAGACUUCCCCUAGACACUUCCACUUUGGAAAAUACGUCUAGUCAGAAUACAUAUGGCACUUUCAAAUUGAAAUGGCAUCUGUGAAUUUCAAAUAAAUGCCAUUUGUUGGAAAUUAAUAGGUGCCAUGUCAUGUUCAGUUACAGUUCACCAAUAUCAUUGUUGCAAAAAGGAAGCUUUCCCAUAUAUGCAGGGAAAAUAUGUAUAGAAUAUCACUGACAUUCACAGUUAAUUGAUAGUCUUGAUUUGAUUUAAUAAUAAAAAAAAAUGUAAAAAUGUGAAUGAUUGUUCAGGGUAACAGAGUAUGACUGGCUUGUCAUGUGGCUCAGGUGUGUCUGUCACUCAGAAUUGUAAAAUGCUGUAUGUUUUUGGUAUUUUUAUACAGUAUACAAACCUUCUCAUAAUAAAAUUGCGGUCACAAGACUCACAA